This is a messenger RNA of Arachis duranensis, 1062 nucleotides long. Its product is annotated as subtilisin-like protease Glyma18g48580. Gene Ontology annotation, molecular function: serine-type endopeptidase activity. NCBI's taxonomy places the organism in Eukaryota, Viridiplantae, Streptophyta, Magnoliopsida, Fabales, Fabaceae. Gene Ontology annotation, biological process: proteolysis. The record is from RefSeq and is a predicted model, not a curated record.
GUAAACUUGGAAGAAAGCCAGCUCCAGUUAUGGCUUCCUUCUCCUCUAGGGGACCCAACAAAAUUCAGCCAUCCAUACUCAAGCCUGAUGUAACUGCGCCUGGGGUGAACAUACUUGCUGCAUAUUCACUAUUCGCAAGUGCAUCUGACCUAUUAACAGACAACCGUCGAGGAUUUCCAUUUAACGUGAUGCAAGGAACUUCUAUGUCUUGUCCUCAUGCUGCCGGCAUAGCUGGACUUCUCAGAACCCUUCAUCCUACAUGGAGUCCGGCAGCUAUCAAAUCAGCAAUUAUGACCACCGCAACCACAUUGGACAACACAAACAAGCCGAUUCAAGAUGCAUUUGAUCAUAAAUUAGCAAACCCUUUUGCUUACGGUUCAGGGCAUGUUCAACCAAACCGUGCAAUAGACCCAGGACUUGUUUAUGAUCUACACCUCAACGAUUACCUAAACUUCUUAUGUGCCUCUGGAUACAACCAACAACUCAUUUCGGCACUUAAUUUCAACAGAACUUUCAUUUGUAAAGGAACUCACACCAUAGAUGACUUCAACUAUCCUUCAAUCACAUUACCAAAUCUUAAGUUGAGUCCGCUAACAAUUACUCGUACACUCACCAAUGUUGGUCCCCCGGGCACAUAUAAUGCAACCGCCAAAUUAGAUGGAUGCAAAAUUACUGUUGUGCCCAACUCCUUAACUUUCACAAAGAUCAACGAGAAGAAGACAUUUAGAGUUACCAUACAGGCUUCAAGUGUGAUUAAGCUUUAUAAAUAUCAGUUUGGGGAAUUGUUGUGGACCGAUGGAAAGCACAGAGUUAGAAGUCCCAUUACAGUACGACGCCGCAGGUGAAAAAUCAUAAGAAUGAUUCAUGUUUAAUUUAGUAUAUGUAAAAUGAAUAAUGUGUGUGAUUUUUGUAAUAAUUGAUGCUGAGCGCGUCAUCGCUACAUCAUGUAUUUUCUUGCAUUUUUUUCUCCUUCAAAAUUGUGUGUGCAGUGUACUACCAUUGUCUAGUUAUCUAGUUAUUAAUCUACAAUAUUUAGAGACAAUUUUAUUUUAUUUUUCCUAA